This is a messenger RNA of Hippocampus zosterae (dwarf seahorse), 3229 nucleotides long. It is a transcript of the gene u2surp, whose product is annotated as U2 snRNP-associated SURP domain containing. Gene Ontology annotation, molecular function: RNA binding. The record is from RefSeq and is a predicted model, not a curated record. The transcript is spliced from 25 exons. Bases 39 to 2936 code for a protein of 965 amino acids. Gene Ontology annotation, cellular component: nucleus. Lineage: Eukaryota; Metazoa; Chordata; Actinopteri; Syngnathiformes; Syngnathidae. Gene Ontology annotation, biological process: RNA processing.
UUGUCGGUGAUCGAUUGUGUUUGAGUUCCACGCCAAAAAUGGCGGACCGAGCGCCAGGAGGUUCUCAAAAGCCCAGCGCUAAGGCGCUGCUCGAGAGCAAACUAAAGUCUUUCAGCAUUGGCAAAAUGUCUGUGGCCAAGAGAACCCUGAGCAAGAAGGAGCAGGAUGAGAUCAAGAAAAAAGAGGACGAGCGUGCAGCGGCGGAAAUCUACGAAGAGUUCCUUGCUGCAUUCGAAGGCGGCGGCGAGGGGAAGAUCAAAGCUUUUGUUCGUGGGGGGAUCGCAAAUGCCACAAAAGAGGAGGCAGCAACAGAUGAGAAGAAAGGCAAACUGUACAAGCCCAAGUCUCGCUUUGAGUCCCAGUCCAAAAGCAUUCUGCCCCUGGAAACCCCACCUCAGUUCUUACAAGUAGACAAACGACAUUCUGCCAAGAAAAACACUGAAAAAGAAAAGAAGAAGAGCAACCUGGAGCUUUUUAAAGAAGAGCUUAAACAAAUUCAGGAGGAGAGGGACGAAAGACACAAGAUGAAGGGACGAGUUAGUCGUUUUGAACCCUUGAGCGGCACGGAGGGAAGACGUUCAUUUUUGGACGACUGCGCACCCGGUUCCCACGAUGUCGGCGACCCGUCCACCACUAACUUGUAUCUGGGAAACAUCAAUCCACAGAUGAACGAGGAGAUGCUGUGUCAAGAAUUUGGCCGCUACGGACCGCUGGCCAGCGUGAAGAUCAUGUGGCCCAGGACGGACGAGGAGAGGGCACGGGAGAGGAACUGUGGCUUUGUGGCCUUUAUGAACAGGAGGGAUGCCGAGCGGGCCCUCAAAAACCUCAACGGAAAGAUGAUCAUGAACUUUGAGAUGAAACUGGGAUGGGGCAAAGGCGUGCCCAUUCCACCCCACCCCAUCUACAUCCCUCCCUCCAUGAUGGAGCACACCCUCCCGCCACCUCCUUCGGGCCUCCCCUUCAACGCGCAACCCCGCGAGAGGCUCAAGAACCCCAAUGCGCCCCUGGUCCCCCCACCCAAAAACAAGGAGGACUUUGAGAAGACUCUGUCGCAAGCCAUAGUCAAAGUGGUUAUCCCAACAGAAAGGAAUUUGCUCUCUCUCAUCCACCGAAUGAUCGAAUUUGUGGUUCGUGAAGGCCCAAUGUUUGAAGCCAUGAUCAUGAACCGGGAAAUCAACAACCCCUUGUACAGGUUUCUGUUUGAGAACCAGAGCCCGGCGCAUGUUUACUACAGGUGGAAGCUCUACACCAUACUGCAGGGCGAAGCGCCGGUCAAAUGGCGGACGGAUGACUUUAGGAUGUUCAAGAACGGCUCCCUGUGGCGCCCCCCACCUCUCAAUCCCUACCUCCACGGUCCCUACGACGAGGGCGAGGACGAGGACGAAGAGGAGGACUCGCUCAAGAAGGGCUGCUUAAAAGAAGAUGAGCGAGACAAGCUCGAGGAGAUGCUGCGCGGCCUGACGCCCAGGAGGGGCGACGUCGCCGAGGCCAUGUUGUUUUGCCUCACUCACGCCGAGGCCGCCGAAGAGAUCGUGGAAUGCGUCACAGAGUCUCUCUCCAUCCUCAAGACUCCUCUCCCCAAAAAGAUCGCACGGUUAUAUCUGGUGUCUGACGUGCUGUACAACUCCUCUGCCAAGGUGGCCAACGCCUCCUACUACAGGAAAUAUUUUGAAGUGAAGCUCUGCCAGGUUUUUGCCGAUCUCAAUGCCACGUACAAAACCAUCCAAGGUCACCUUCAGAGUGAAAACUUUAAGCAACGUGUGAUGUCCUGCUUCAGAGCGUGGGAGGACUGGGCGGUGUAUCCGGACCCCUUCCUCAUCAAGUUGCAAAACAUAUUCCUGGGGCUGGUCAACCUGGCGCCCGAAAAGGAGCCCGUCGCAGUUCCCGUUGCGCAGCCCGAGCCCACGGAGGACAUCGAUGGCGCACCAAUAGGCGAGUUUGUGGACGGAUCGCCCAUCGAAGACGUAGACGGGCUGCCCAUCGACGGCGGGCCCAUCGACGGUGCCAUGAUCGACGGAGCCCCCCUGGACGACCUGGACGGCGUUCCCAUCAAGCCCACGGAGGAGGACAUCGACGGAGUCCCCUUCGACCAGUCCAAGGAGGCCACUUUCAAGGUGGCGCCCUCAAAAUGGGAAGCCGUGGACGAGUCGGAGCUGGAAUCUCAAGGUUCUGUGACCACAUCAAAAUGGGAGGGAUUUGAGCAGCCUGAAGAAGCCAAAAGGUAUGCGGAGAACAGCGACGACGAGAGGAGUCCCCGUUCGGCGGCGGCCACCCCGAGCUACUCCAACCCGAGCAGGGACGACGCGGACUUCAAGGCCAAACUGUCCGAAAUGAAUGAGGAAAAGCGAAGCAAGCUGCGGGAGAUAGAGGUCAAAGUCAUGAAGUUCCAAGACGAGCUGGAAUCGGGGAAGAGGCCCAAGAAGCCUGGUCAGAGCUUUCAGGAGCAGGUGGAACAUUACAGAGACAAACUGCUGCAAAAGGAGAAAGAGAAGGAGAAACAGGAGCGGGAGAAAGAGCGAGAGAAAAAGGACAAAGAGAAAGCGGACGCAAGGUUGAAAGAUUUAAAGAAGGAGAAGGAAGACACGCCGACCAGGAAAGACAAGUACUCGUCCCCGGCCGCCGAGAGGAAGCGGCGACACAGCAACUCUCCUAGCCCCAACCGUGGCGGCAGCAGGCGAGGUCGCUCGCCUUCCCCCCGCUCAGAGCGGUCAGAGCGCUCAUACUCAAAGGACACAUCGUCACGCUCGUCUCACAAGGACUCCCCGCGCUCGUCUGUCAAGAAGUCCUCAAAGAGAUCUCCGUCGUCCCCGCGCACACCCAAGCGCACGCGGCGGUCGCGCUCUCGGACGCCCAAGAAGUCCACCAAGAAGUCCCGUUCCAAGUCUAGGUCCCCGCACAGCCGAUCUCACAAAAAGUCCAAGAAGAGCAAACACUGACACCGACGACAACCUUUCAAAGCACCACCACCGCGUCACUUUGGAGUGGAACAGAGCUGACGGGGCUGUUGUAAUAUAAUGACAAUGAAGCGGGCUGGGGGAGGUUCUCCUUACUGUUUUAUAUUGUACAAAAAUUGUGCUUGUGUGUGUGUUUCCCCACAAACAUCCCCCCCCCCCCCCAGUGGAAUUGAUAGAUUAUGAUGACAAUAGGCCACCGUUUAUUCAUGCUGUCAUUUUCUGUUUUUGUAGUCCUCAUUGAAAAUAAUUCCUAAUAAAAGUUUCAUUUUCAAGCC